Messenger RNA from Pseudocercospora fijiensis CIRAD86, 969 nucleotides. RefSeq lists its product as uncharacterized. Lineage: Eukaryota; Fungi; Ascomycota; Dothideomycetes; Mycosphaerellales; Mycosphaerellaceae. Bases 1 to 969 code for a protein of 322 amino acids. The transcript is spliced from 2 exons. The record is from RefSeq and is a predicted model, not a curated record.
AUGCAGAUUCUCCUCAACAUCUUUGCCCAAUUUCCCUCUAAACAUCUCAUCCACUUCACGCCGACUUGUCGCCACUUCCACUCCUUGAUAGUACGCUUGCUGUGCCAUCGACUCCAGCUCGCGGCAUGUCUCGACGGACAAUCCGCGCUGUAUCUUGAAUGCGGUCCGCCGAGCGCGAAAUGGACCAUGUCAAAAGUAAUAUGCUCCUCCUUAGGCACUGGCGGUAUGGAAGAGCUGGUCUGCGAUGUACAGGAGCAAAGAGAUCGAGUCGGUACAAUCAAACGUAUGGGAGACUUGUAUACACGAUUUCGGCCCAUGAACCAGGAACCAGACUGGUUGUCCAUCCCUCGACCUCAUCCUGCUGGAGACAUACCUGGCUCACGCUCAUACGUCCCUGCGGAUGCUGUGAAAACAAAGUUGGCAAACGCUGGUAGCGUAGUGUCGAGGACGAUCGGCAUCGAUGCCGAUUUCUCCUUCUCCCAACUUGAGACAAUGGCUUAUCUGGGCAAACGUGAAAGUACCCGUGGUCUGCUCUGCAGUGUACAAGAGCUCUGCAGAGGCACCAUUCGUGUCUGGCGGCACUGGUUGGCAGAUCACUGCGAGAGUAAGAAAUGGUCUGAUGGCGAGGUAGUGAACAUCAUCCGUGACCAUGACGAUACUGCAACUAGUAGCAGGUCCAGGACCAACAGUAUUGCCAAUGCUCUGGAUCCACGAAGAGAUUCGACCAUUCUCUGGCUGAACACCGGAGAUGACAAUGCUGGAAUCAAGUUCCGUGUGAAGGAGCAGAAAUGGCGUCGUGACAUACCUGUACUAUUCGCUAGCGAGAUGGAUGCUCCUGUCAGCUACCAAGUCGAGCUGGAAGAGGUCCUUAUAAGAACGACUCACCUCCUGCUGAUGCUUGAGGAAUCGCAGGGCCGGGUCGUUGAGAACACAGGCAGAGCAUUGAUCUUCGGCUCGUACACAGGCUGA